Messenger RNA from Eleginops maclovinus (Patagonian blennie), 2897 nucleotides. RefSeq names its product terminal uridylyl transferase 1, U6 snRNA-specific (gene tut1). Lineage: Eukaryota; Metazoa; Chordata; Actinopteri; Perciformes; Eleginopidae. The record is from RefSeq and is a predicted model, not a curated record. Gene Ontology annotation, molecular function: RNA binding; poly(A) RNA polymerase activity. Gene Ontology annotation, cellular component: mitochondrion; nuclear speck.
AACUGGAACACAGCCCGGACGGAUUUGAGAGACGCACCAGAAACAAACGUUGAAGCUGCGCUGGAGGGAGAUUUGAGAGGCGCAUGGAGAGCUGUCGGUCCGAAACUUGGCUGACUGGAGACUUUAAUUGUUAAUUCCUUUCUCGCUUCAUCGUUUAAUUCAAAAUUUUCCCACCAUGGAAGCAGACGCAAACAUAAAAGUGACGCCAAAAGGGUUUCUCUGCAUCUUAUGCAAUGUCAACCUGCCUAACUUGCCAAGCCUGGAGCAGCAUGUGAAAGGGCGCAAACACAAGACACUGAGCACGGUGAAGGAGACCAGGAAGGCCCAGGAGGAGCACAGUGUGUUUGUCAGCGGCAUCAAGCCUCAAAUCUCUCAGACCGACAUCACCGAGUACUUCCAGAAGUUUGGCCAGGUCUCAGACGUUAUCAUGGAUAAAGCCAAGGGUGUGUUCGCCAUCGUGCAGUUCACUGAUGCCGACAGCACUCAGGCCACGCUGUCCUGUCUCGAGCAUCGGAUGAGCGGCUUGAAGCUGCGAGUCAAACCUCGGGAGAAGAAGGAUUUCAAGCUGAUUCCCAAGAAGACCGGGUCGGAGAACCUCCAACAAUCUCUGGACCGUCUCAAACCUCAGCUCUGUCAGUUGGCAUCUGUGGAUGCACAGAUGCAGCACGUCGUUGAGCGAUUUCAGCUGGGAGAAAAUGAAAAGAAGACCCGAGAGUUGCUGGAGCUCCUGCAAGAGGUUUUCGUGGAGUUUUUUCCAGACAGCCAGAUUCUGCCAUUCGGUUCGUCCGUCAACACUUUCGGUGUCCACAACUGCGACAUAGACCUGUUCCUGGACCUGGAAAACACCAAGGUGUUCCAGGCCCGUGCCAAGUCUACCACAGAACAGGCAGGGGAGGGCAUGUCAGACGAUGGCCGCUCCGAGGACUCCAUCCUGUCCGAUAUCGACCUGUCCACUUCCUCUCCCACCGAGGUCCUGGAACUUGUAGCAACAAUCCUAAGACGCUGUGUCCCCAGUGUGCACAAAGUCCACGUGGUCGGCAGUGCUCGCCUCCCUGUAGUCAAGUUCCAUCACCAGGAGCUGAACCUGCAGGGGGACAUCACCAUCAACAACAGACUGGCAGUAAGGAACACCCGCUUCCUCCAGCUGUACUCCGGGGUGGAGGACAGGCUGAGGCCGCUGGUGUACACCAUCCGCUACUGGGCCAAGCAGAAGCAGCUGGCUGGGAAUCCCAGUGGUUCCGGUCCUCUCCUCAACAACUACGCGCUGACUCUGCUGAUCAUCUACUUCCUGCAAAACUGUGAUCCUCCUGUCCUCCUCACAGUGGACCAGCUCAAAGACAUGGCCUGUGAGGAGGAAGAGUGUGUGAUUGAGGGAUGGGACUGCACCUUCCCUAGUCAGCCUAUAGCUGUGCCCCCCAGCAAGAAUACACAGAACCUCUGCACCCUCCUCUUUGGCUUCUUCACCUUCUAUGCUAAUUUUGAUUUCGCCGGGAGUGUCAUAUCUGUCAGGAAGGGGCGGGCGCUCCCCAUCACUGAUUUCCUCAGCCAGAAUAAAUCGGAAGAGGCCAUGCAUGAGGAAAAACCCACCAAGACCCAACCCCACGGCCCCAAGCUGGGCCCACUGAUUCUCUUAGACCCUUUUGAACUCUCCCACAACGUGGCGGGAAACCUGAACGAGCGCUCUCACCGCAGCUUUCAGAGGGAGUGCCAGGACGCGGACAAGUACUGCCGCAGCCUGCAGUUCCAGCACAAAUCCCUAAAGGGGAAACCAUGGGGGCUGGUGCGCUUGUUCACCCCCCAAGGGGGCGCCCCGCGGGACAAAACGGAGCAGCUGACAAUCAGCAUCCCUUUCAAACUAGCGUCGCUACCCGAAACGCUACGAAAUGAGCUGCACCACGCGGGAGAUGGUUUCCGGUUGCUGUGGUUUCAGAAGGUCUGCUCUGCCGUGGAGGGAGUCUUUAAAAACGUCCUCAGGUGUAACAUCGCUCCCUCCACAGAUGUCGCCUUCGGCCAGGACUCGGCGGUUGAUGCUGCCGGGGAAAUGGAAACCUCCCUCAACACGUCAACAAACGACAGCUUUGACUCCAAAGAUGCGGCCGUGGUCGGUGCCAAGAGGCGGCUAUCAUCUGGCAGCGAUGCAGCCGUGUCGCCUCAAGGCAAAAAGCCAAGGAUGACAAAAACGCAGAAGCCCGAACUCCCUCACUGGAUCUGCGCGCAGAAGCACAUGGUGUGGGCCGGCCGGAGGAAAGUGAGGAGGGAGCUGAUCAAAGAUACCGACUGCCGGCCGGAGGGCAGCUGCAUGGAGAUGGAGGCCCAGGUCACAGAUCGCAUCAUCGAGAAAGAGCCUGGGCUCAAGGAGACCCUGGAGUUCAAGGUGCAGCCUCAGAUGGUGGGCGAGACGGAAAGCACAAAGACAGUGCUGACGAUGGAGCCAACCAGCGACCAGACGGGAGUGUUUCAAGACCUAUUUCACUUCCUGGAGGUCUUCUUACCGAAGAUGGUAGAGACACUGCUAGAGAAAGAAGCCGGCAGUGCUUAAAACGAGACAUAUUUAGGAUAUGUCUAAGCAUUUUGUUUAUUUGUUUUGAUCAAAUCACAGCUAAUUGUAUUAACCUUUGAGAAGACAUGCAUUAUGUGGCUUUAUGUUGACCAGGCUUCGGUUAUUAUAUUUGUGAAUGUGGGCUUCUUCAGAAUAUCAAGUUUGUAAUAUUUUCCUAUAUAUUUGUACCCUUUUGUGUUUGUUUCUGACUUAGCCCUACUUUUAUGUUUGAAACGCGGCUUGUUUUUAGUGGAGUUUUGUUUAACAUAAUCUUAAAUGGUGAAGCUUCAGAGGGAUGUUCAGUGGCUGACAUUUGAUGGUAUCUUCAAAUGAAUAAAACCAUCUUUGUGUAACACCA